Molecule: messenger RNA, 782 nt
Organism: Cydia amplana
Lineage: Eukaryota; Metazoa; Arthropoda; Insecta; Lepidoptera; Tortricidae
Product: aquaporin AQPAe.a-like
Exons: 1
Coding region: 12-782 (256 amino acids)
Biological process (GO): transmembrane transport
Cellular component (GO): plasma membrane
Molecular function (GO): channel activity
Source: RefSeq, a predicted model, not a curated record
AUUUGAAAGAAAUGAAAGUUAUAACUAAUAUGGAAUCAAUGGUUACGGUGGCAGAAAACAAAGUUAAACAAGAUGUUUCGACAGUUGUUGUUUCUUGGUUCCGGUUAAACUGGACCAAGCUUGUAUCGGAAUUUGUUGCCACGUUCAUACUGGUAUUUUUGGGAUGUGCGUCAUGCAUACCUAUAGAGGGAUUCGACCCCAUGCCGCCCAUGUAUUCGCCGCUCACAUUUGGGUUUGCGGUUCUGAUAAACGUACAAACGUUCGGUCACAUUUCUGGGGCUCAUAUGAACCCCUGCAUAACUCUACUAUCAAUAUUCUGGGGUAAGAUAUCAAUAGUGUUAGGAAUAUGCUACUUAAUAGCACAGGUUCUGGGAUCUACUUUUGCGUCGUGGGUUUUAUUAAAUGUGUCACCAGUGGACUUCGUUACGGAAGGAGUGUGCGUGGCGCUGCCCCACGAGCGGCUCGACGCGUGGCAAGCUGUUAUCAUAGAAGUGAUCUUGACGAGCACACUUUGUCUAAUAACCUGUGCACUUUGGGAUCCUGUUAAUGAGAAGAACCAGGAUUCUACUGCGAUCAAAUUUGGGUUAACUGUGGCUGGUUUGUCGUUCGCGGGCGGGCCGCUGACCGGGGCCAGCAUGAACCCUGCGCGCGCGUUGGGCCCAGCGCUGGUGGCCGGUAAAUGGGCUGCUCAAUGGAUCUAUUGGGUAGGACCGUUCCUUGGAACAGUCAUAGCUGGAUUAUACAUGUUUAUAUGGCUCGAAAAACCGAAAAAAUCAUUAUAA